AUGAAAGCCAUGGAUCUUAACGGAUUUUACCAAACUUUAAUUUCGUUCCUGAUAUGGAGUGCAUUUUCCAAUUUUCCUGAAGUAUUUGCAGUACGUGUUGCCAACUCACAGCAAAAUCAACCUAAGAAAGAAAAUCAACCAGAUCUUACACCAAUGGGGUCCUUCUGGCAGCAACAUGUGGCCACUCCUAGUAGUUCAACUCCAUUUGAUUCACCUUUUUUUUCGGCAACACACGGCCUUGUGCAGACUCACCCGUCUUUAGGUGGAAGCCACUCUGGGCCCGCUCCAUUAAAUAGCAAUAGCCUUGGGACUGGAGCUGGUACUAAGCCAGCCCUAACCGCUGGAAGCGGGUACCUGAACUCACGCGGGAGUCUACCGACCUCUGCACGUUAUCCAGCUAAUAAGAUCACAGGAACCGUCGUCGAACCCAACCCAAAAUCUCCAUUUCGCCACUUAGAUUUCUCUACUAGUGCAACUGCUGAGUUGCGGCGAAAUCCUGCGCUAUCUGCUCCUGAUGAAUGUGCACGCGCUUGUCGCGAAGGCGAGCCUCCGAGAAUUUGCUACUAUCAUUUUACGUUGGAAUACUACACAGUAUUAGGAGCUGCGUGCCAAGUAUGUACUCCAAACGCAACGAAUACGGUUUGGAGCCACUGUCAGUGUGUCUUAGCUGAUGGAGUUGAACGUGGAAUUCUAACUGCGAAUCGGAUGAUACCCGGGCCAAGCAUUCAAGUGUGUGAAAACGACAAAGUCGUUAUUGAUGUGGAGAACCAUAUGGAGGGAAUGGAAGUAACUAUACACUGGCACGGUAUAUGGCAACGUGGAUCGCAGUAUUAUGAUGGGGUGCCCUUUGUCACUCAGUGCCCCAUUCAGCAGGGUAAUACCUUCCGUUAUCAGUGGACAGGAAACGCCGGAACACAUUUUUGGCAUGCUCAUACCGGUCUACAGAAACUAGAUGGACUCUACGGCAGCGUCGUGGUUCGGCAGCCACCAUCAAGGGACCCUAACUCCCAUUUAUAUGAUUUUGAUUUAACAACACAUAUAAUGCUUAUCAGUGAUUGGUUGCAUGAAGAUGCGGCAGAGCGCUAUCCUGGACGUUUGGCUGUUAACACAGGCCAAGAUCCGGAGUCUAUGUUGAUUAACGGAAAAGGCCAGUUUCGCGACCCAAACACUGGAUUUAUGACUAAUACUCCGUUAGAAAUAUUCACAAUUACGCCAGGACGUCGUUACCGCUUUCGAAUGAUAAAUGCAUUUGCUUCAGUCUGUCCAGCACAGGUAACGAUUGAGGGUCACGGCAUGACGGUUAUAGCCACCGAUGGUGAGCCUGUGCAUCCUGUUGAUGUUAAUACAAUCAUUUCCUUUUCAGGUGAGCGCUACGAUUUUGUUAUAAGCGCCGAUCAACCUGUUGGAGCUUAUUGGAUACAAUUACGUGGACUUGGUGAGUGUGGUAUUCGUAGAGCUCAACAACUGGCUAUCCUGCGUUACGCUCGUGGACCUUAUCAGCCAGCAUCUUCGCCGCCAACGUACGAUGUUGGAAUACCGCAAGGAGUCGUUAUGAAUCCUUUGGACGCCCAAUGUAACCGUCAACGUAACGAUGCCAUAUGCGUAAGCCAACUUAAAAACGCUCUUGAGAUUGAUCGUGGUAUAUUGGCAGAGAAGCCAGACGUAAAAAUAUUUUUACCUUUCCGGUUCUUUGUAUACCGGGCAGAAGAUCUGUUCCAGCCAAACACUUAUAACAGGUUCUUAGUGGCACCCACCGGCGACCAUGUAAUUUCACUUAUCGAUGAAAUUUCGUACCUAUCGGCUCCAGCGCCACUGACUUCUCAAUAUAAUGAUAUUAACCCAGAUCAGUUUUGUAACGGGGACAAUCGUCCCGCAGAUUGUGGGCCAAACUGUAUGUGUACUCAUAAAAUAGAUAUUCCACUCAACGCAAUUGUGGAAGUCGUUUUAGUCGAUGAAGUUCAACAACCAAACCUGUCACAUCCUUUCCAUUUGCAUGGUUACGGAUUCAGUGUCAUUGGUAUUGGCCGUUCUCCUGAUUCUUCAGUGAAAAAGAUCAAUUUAAAGCACGCUUUGGACCUAGACAGGCGGGGACUUUUACACCGUCAGUACAAUUUACCGCCUACUAAGGAUACAAUUGCUGUACCAAAUAACGGCUAUGUUGUUCUGCGGUUUAGGGCUGACAAUCCUGGUUUCUGGCUAUUCCACUGUCAUUUUCUUUUCCACAUUGUUAUUGGCAUGAACUUGAUCCUGCAGGUCGGCACUAACGCUGAUCUGCCACCUGUUCCACCAGGAUUCCCAACAUGUGGGGACCACACACCAUCCAUUCCAAUAAAUUAAUAUUUUACCCGACGCACACGUAAAUGAACCCAUAUGGCGACAAAUUUGAAAAAAGCAAACAGGACAUACCUACUGAUUAAACAGUUUGUAAACAUCACUAAUAUGAAACCAGUUUGUAUAUAUAUAUGUAUAUUUAAAAUGCACAAUGCACUGUUUUUUCUUAAUAAUUUUAAACACUGCCAAUGUCCAAUUAUAUAUAAAUAACAAUAUACCUUUCCUUCUAUUUUCACCCAGUAGCUUACUAUCAAAUGUAUAUAUUUUAUUAUUUGUGUGUAUUUGUAGGAACCAAAAAUAACAAUACAUUAAUUUAUUUUAUGAAAAAGCCAUUAUGUAUCCUUUUUAUUGUUGAAAAUGACUGCAAGCAACCAACCACUUCUGUUUUAUUUUAUACAAAUUUCCUUGAUGCGUAUUUUUUAAAGUAGUAACAUUUUCAUAUUUACUUGAUCUUCAUAUACAACUAUAUUCAAAUACAUUUGCGUUCAGAGAAACAGUGUAAAAUGGUUUGUAUUUAACUAAGUAAUAAUGAAACAAAGUUUUUUCACGACUAAGCUAUGCUAUCGAUAUAAUUUCUUGUAAAUGUAACAUUUCUGUACAAAAUAAAGCUAUUUUUACUAAAUUUUAGGAAUAAUUGUAAUAAUUAACAAUGAAUAUAAUAUGAACAAGCUAAAAUAUUGUAUUUUUUUUAAUUUGGUAAUAUUUUCCUAAACAGAUGUCUUUUUAUUUUACGUUCUGUUAUGCAAUCUAACAAAUCAAAAUGUACAAUGUACUGCCACUUACACAUUUUACUGAAACUUUGUUUAUUAUUAAAAUGUAAAUACCACACAUGUUUUCGCAUGUAAAACAAAAUGUCCUUUUGAAUAUUGUGACAGCAAAGUUGAUUUGCAUACAAGAAUACCUGUCAUUAUGGUGCCUUAUUGUUGAAUCCUGGGUCCACUCAAUUGGUUUUAAUGUUUGUACCUUACGCCCCAAAUUGUAAUAUCACAGUAUAUAUUAAAAUAUGCUCACAAUGAAAAAUCCCUUAAUUAUAAAUGUACACUCAAUUGUUAAAUUGUUUAAUAUAUAUACAAUAAAAAUAUAUAAAUUUAUUUAAAAAA
Molecule: messenger RNA, 3431 nt
Organism: Drosophila simulans
Lineage: Eukaryota; Metazoa; Arthropoda; Insecta; Diptera; Drosophilidae
Gene: stw
Product: laccase-1
Exons: 8
Coding region: 1-2337 (778 amino acids)
Biological process (GO): iron ion transport
Cellular component (GO): plasma membrane
Molecular function (GO): oxidoreductase activity; copper ion binding
Source: RefSeq, a predicted model, not a curated record